This is a messenger RNA of Cladophialophora carrionii CBS 160.54, 1995 nucleotides long. RefSeq lists its product as uncharacterized. NCBI's taxonomy places the organism in Eukaryota, Fungi, Ascomycota, Eurotiomycetes, Chaetothyriales, Herpotrichiellaceae. Gene Ontology annotation, molecular function: protein binding. The record is from RefSeq and is a predicted model, not a curated record. The transcript has a single exon. Bases 1 to 1995 code for a protein of 664 amino acids.
AUGAUCUAUCCCGGCGAUCACUACUUCCCGCUCAACCACCCACAGAUGAUCGCCGGUGUCACACACAAGCCUCCUUUCAUUGGAUAUCAAGCUCGAAUGGAUGUUUGGCAACGGGAAAGUGCACAGCCGCGGUCGACACCUCUUCCAGAGAGUGUAAAGCAAGAGUCAUACCUCCAUCGGUGCGGCGUUGCCUGUUCCGAAAUCAGUCCGCCAUAUUUGGAGCACAAAAGAAACUCGGAGGAGGUCAGUGGUUGUACACCUGAAUGGCAAGAUGGACAGCAGGUCGAUGUUCCGACACGGGAGUCUGCCACUGCUGUUCAUCCAGCUCCGACGUUCGACAAUGCGAGCAGCAUGCCAUUCACCCAACAGAGUCAGCGAUUGAACAGAACUUCCCUCAUCUCGGUUUCAUCCCAGUCUCCCUCUCAUCCCAGCCUCACUGGGAUCCCGCCUGGCGUCAUUGUUGGCAUCUGGCCAUGCAUUGCUAGUUCAUCCACAAGAUCAUCCCUCCGCCUGUUCUACCAGCCAGAGCAGGUUCGCCCCAGCACUUUGUACAGCUUUGACGGUGCUCAUGACGAGCCGGAUGAAACACAGCCGGCAACAAUUGGCCGGUCGGCCAGCGCUUCCGAUCUUAAGGUCCCUUCCCUCCGGCCGCUUCGACCUUCGGUAGUCCACUUCUUGUCCGACGAACACCUGAAUUGGAGAGAGGCGGCUCGUCGGAAAGAACGUGACGAGUUCACAAAUCCGUUUGGCGUUGAAGAUUCUCCCUCGAGAAAGACGUCCAGCGCUUCUGAAGCAACCAUAUACCUACGACCAAACGCGUUUGCGGGACACCGUGACACAUUGGCACGACUUCACUAUUUCGCCAGGUCUGAUGAAGAUGACCAGACCGCCACAGACAGCGAUGACGAGUCUUAUAUGACUGCAUGGACUCGUCAGCCAUCGGUCUCUGCUCCCUCACGGAGAUACAGCCUUGCUGGAGCGAACUUGGACAUUUUCCUCCCUCAGCAGGUCGUCGAAACUGUGCUCAGCUACUUGUCAUUCGACGACUACAAGAACUUGAGGUCAGUCUGCCGCCAAUGGCACGCAACCCUGCCACCGCCCAAUUUUCCCGGAGCCUACCGUGUCCCGAGAGAAGUUCUCAAACAAAUAUUCUCCUAUCUGGCGCCCUGGGAUUUUGAUGCUGCUCGGCACACCUGCAAACCUUGGUUCUUAGCAGGCCUGGACUGCAAAGUUCUGGAGCCCAUGCUCAGAGGCUGCGGCUGUCAAUCUGCGCUGGCUGCGGAUAUCGGGCGGAUGCAAGGCAACAUCGUCGCGAAGAGACGCAGCUGGGACAGUCAGCUUGGUCCCAUGGAUCCUGACGCUAACAGAGUCAUUGACAAGGAGUGGCUCUGCUCCAAAAGGCUGGCGACAGAAUCUCGACUUUCGCCCUAUUGGCGAGGUGAUUCCUUAUCAGAAGACCUUGAUGCAUCGCCGAGACUGUCGAUCACUGAAACAAUUGACUUUUCCAACAUCUUGACUGCGGUUUCCUUACCCACGAACUCCAGAUUCACGGUGUCAGCCUGUGGCAAGUUUGUUCUCGUUGUAUCUGGUGGUGAUAUAUCUGUCUACAGCUUGUCCGAUCAAGAUCAUUCACUGGAUCCGGUUGUCAGGCUGGCGACUGGUCUCGACGUCCUGAAAGUCAGUAUGGACACCUGUUCCGAACGCUACUCGGUGGCAGCUCUUCUCGCUGGUCGAAUCGGCAUGCUCUGGGACCUGCGUGGCAGGCACAUGCAGAAACGAUACCGCAGCAACUCGGGCGAACCAAUGAAUCUGGGUAUGCAGACGCUUGUUCAAAGUCCAGCCACCUUUCAGAAUCUCAGCUCAUACGCUAUCAGCUUACCCGUACGAUCUCCAGAGAUCGUGGCUAUUGAGUCGUCGGACUCUAGCCUCAGAUCAGUCACAAUGCCCAGCACCAUUUCUCCUCCUGAUGCUAUGCCGAAUACCCCAUUCUUGUAG